AUGCAUUCGCCAAAAGUUGUACCAACAAUGAAUGAGCAGGAAAAGUUAACAUUUGCUGCAUUCAGUCAGAAGCUUCUAAAGUAUUGUUCCAACAGUGCUCACUGUUCGGUACAAGAAAAGGAAAUCGUCACACGCUUUGAGGCGCUCAUCGCACAACGAGAUACUUGCCUUGCACAUUUGGUUAAACGGAAGGAGGAAGAUUUACUAUGCACCGAGGACAUAAGUGAAAUGGAGCAUCAGCUGGUGGAAGCAGUUGAAUUUUUGGAAAGCAUGGAAAAGAGGUGCAAUCUUCUUACACUCGAGCAACUGUCCAUUGAUGGUGAAGAACGGGCGGACAAGGAAUUGGCUCAACAGGAUGCAUCGGAACCGUCGGUGGAAGAAUCGUCCUAUCAAUUUAAUGUACAGCUGCUCAACAGAUUUCUCCGUAAAUAUUGUAAUCUUUACGUAAAGUUUAGUAGCAACGUUGAUGCAAUUCGCGUUUUAUCGUUGGCGGACCAUCAGUAUAAAGAGUUUGAUUUGAAGGACAGCAACGUGUCUGCAUUGAAAGAACAACUUUGGUCUUGCUUCGCUGCCUCCAGCGUACAUUUGAACUCUUGGGAACAAUUGUUGUAGCG
Messenger RNA from Anopheles maculipalpis, 614 nucleotides. RefSeq lists its product as uncharacterized. The coding region runs from base 1 to 612 and encodes 203 amino acids. The transcript is spliced from 3 exons. Lineage: Eukaryota; Metazoa; Arthropoda; Insecta; Diptera; Culicidae. The record is from RefSeq and is a predicted model, not a curated record.